This is a messenger RNA of Scedosporium apiospermum, 1719 nucleotides long. RefSeq lists its product as uncharacterized. Bases 1 to 1719 code for a protein of 572 amino acids. The record is from RefSeq and is a predicted model, not a curated record. Gene Ontology annotation, molecular function: protein binding. Lineage: Eukaryota; Fungi; Ascomycota; Sordariomycetes; Microascales; Microascaceae. The transcript is spliced from 3 exons.
AUGGCAUCGACACCUACCAACGAAAGCGGUCCCCGAUACCAUACCAAACGCUUCAAGGGAAAGGGUCUCGGGCUCGUCGCCGCCCGGGAUCUUCCAUCCGGAACUCGGAUCAUCUCCGAGUCUCCCAUCCUUCGUACCGAUCGGAACCAAUGGGGAAAGAAUAUCGACAGCCUCAACGAGGCCAUUGCCAAGAAGGUCGAUGAGUUCAACAAGGCCGAGCAGAAAGCCUUCUUCUCGCUGCACAACAAUGUCCCUCACAACGAGAAAUUCAAGUAUUACAACAUCUGCAAGACCAACGCUCUCCCGCUCGAGCCCGGCUCUGGCAAUUACGGCGUUUUCAUCAAGGCGUCGAGGAUGAACCACUCGUGCAGGCCCAAUUGUCACAACUCCUGGGACCCUAACCAAGACAAGCUUCAUAUCCAUGUCAUGACGGACGUCAAACAGGGCGACGAGCUGACCUUGACAUAUCUUAAAGGCUUCCAGCCUAGUGCGGAGCGCAAGGAAAUUCUCCAGAGUAAGUUCCACUUCAAGUGCACUUGCGGCUUGUGCUCCCUCAAACAGACAGACCUCGAAAAGAUGGACGGAUCGUUGAGCCAGCUGUCGAAACUUGAGAAGACGGUAGAUUCCGAGUUUGAUGACUGCAAGACACCCUCCAAGGCCAGCGACAAUCUCUGGCGUCUUUGCAAAAUGGUCAAACUGUGCAUUGCCGAACAAAUCUUGGGCUUUCACUUUUACCGACUGACUCUCCGGGCGUCCGAGCUCGUUUACAUCCACGGCGAUGCCGCCCGGGCGAGGGCGUUUGCCAAGCGGGCCCAUGAUAUUGCUCUUACUUGCGAGGGCUGGAACAGUGUCUCGGCUGCCAAAGCCAUGGAAGUCAUGCGAGACCCGGCUCGCGUAUGGCCACCCAGUCUCACCAGCGAGUGGGAGACUGGCCGCUACCACAUCCCGCUCGGCCUCACGAGGACCCAGUACGAAGACUGGCUUUGGCGAGCCGAAUCUUUUCUCGUUCCAUCCAUUGCGGAUCGCCAUGCUCUCGUUGCCAAUCUCCGAUCUACUGAGUACUUCCCGUCCUACCAGCAGCUUCCGAAGGAAGGCCAUUCCGAUCCCGCCUUCUAUGGCUCUGACAACGCCGUAAGCCCCUCCAGCAAGCAUUGGUGUCUUCUCGCCCAAAUCGAGGGUGUCCAAGAUACCGCUGAACGGGUCAACAUCGAAGUCAAGGAUCGCUUCGGCAACCGAUGCCUAGUUGCCCUUUUUUAUGACCACUCCCUCUACCCUGAGAAUUUGACUCCCGGCAAAGUGCUAGUGCCUGGUGAAACCCUUGCCGUCCUUUAUGCACAGAUCCAUGAAACCAAGAUCAUUUAUGUUGAUUCUUCCUACCGAUUCAAGAGAUUCCGAACGUCUCUUACCGGCCUCUACGAGCUUGGAGAUGUGCUCUUGCAGUACUACACCCCCAGGGAAGAAACGAUGAAGUGUCAUGGAUGCGACAAGGAAUUGAGUCGCGAAUUCCCCAAGAAAUGCGCCAGGUGCCAUGUGUUCUGGUACUGUGACAAGGCAUGUCAAACCGUAGGCUGGAACAAGGGGCACAAACACCAUUGCAAGAUUCUGGAGGACCCCGAGGUCAUGAAGUUGUUCUUGUUUGAGUGGCACAUGUUCAGGACUUGGAUCCCAUUCCCGCUACAAAAGUCAUUGUACGACCCCGGAAGCGGUCUCGGCCUGUGA